Messenger RNA from Orbicella faveolata, 7271 nucleotides. Its product is annotated as phospholipid-transporting ATPase ABCA3-like. Gene Ontology annotation, molecular function: ABC-type transporter activity; ATP hydrolysis activity; ATP binding. Gene Ontology annotation, cellular component: intracellular membrane-bounded organelle; membrane. NCBI's taxonomy places the organism in Eukaryota, Metazoa, Cnidaria, Anthozoa, Scleractinia, Merulinidae. Gene Ontology annotation, biological process: transmembrane transport; lipid transport. The record is from RefSeq and is a predicted model, not a curated record.
AGUUUAUAGAUAUUUGACGGGCGAGUUGAGGCGACAUUAUUACGAAAGCGAAAGAAGCGCAAUGGCCAACAGGUUUAGACAAUUUCGGUUGCUAUUAUGGAAGAACUUUCUGCUUCAGAAACGAAGACCGAUUGGUACAGCAUUUGAGAUCGGCAUACCCAUAGUCGUGAUGGCAAUUCUUAUUUUAAUUCCGUUGACAGCACCUAAAGCAGAGGAUAAAUGUUUUUCAACAUUUGAUUUAAGGGAUAUUGACUAUAAGUCAUUGAAAUAUCAAGGAGGGGAAGGGCGGAUAGCAUUCUACCCAGAAACUAAAACAGCAAUGGAGCUUAUGGCAAGACUAAAGAACAUUACUGAUUUGAAACCAGUCAGCCAAAGUGUUACAACUGGUAAAAAAUGGUCAUCUGGUGCGGACAUGGCAAUGGAGGUCUCUGAAAAUCGAGACAAGUACAUGGGAGCCAUUGAAUUUUACAUUGAUGAAAAGAAUAAAAUUCCCAAGAAAGUUCGAUAUGCCAUUCGCCUUGAGGGCUAUUGGUCAACGGACUCAACUUAUCCAGCUUUCACGUCUGAUGGACCUGUGACAUACAAUCAAUAUAGAGAUGGAAACUUCAUGAAAUUACAGUAUGCGAUGGAUAUGGCUAUCAUACAAUUGCAAACCCAAAGAAACGCUUCACAUCUUAUUCCAGUGGAAACGCAUCAAUUUCCUUUCCCAUCUUAUAAAACAAAUUUGGCCAUGGAUAUGAUUUCUCUUAUGAUGCCACUCUUAGUCAUGUUAGGCUUCAUGUAUUCAGCUAUGACGAUUAUCAAGGAACUAGUUUUGGAGAAACAGAAUCGUUUGAAAGAAUCAAUGAAGAUGAUGGGACUGGCUAACUGGAUCCACUGGUGUGCAUGGUUCAUUAAAAAUCUACUGUUCCUGCUCAUUUCUGUUGUCGUGAUGGUCAUUGUACUAAAGGUCCUGGUAUAUAAGUAUUCUGAUGCAAGUGUUAUCUUAAUUCUGUUCAUCCUCUACAUUAUUGCUAGCAUUUUAUUCUCCUUCUGUGUCAGCGUGUUCUUUUCCCGCCCUGUUCUUGGCAUGCUUCUGGGUGCCUUAAUUUGGAUUGCAACGUUGGUGCCAUAUUUUGUAAUUUUUGAGAACAAAAAGUACAGAGCUUUAACCAGAUCACAGAAGGCUGGGGCAUGCCUUUUACCCAACACCUGCAUGGGGAUUGCUGCUAAAUUAUUUGCACAAUUUGAGACUCAAAGAGUUGGAAUUUCAUGGAAAGAUGUAUCUGGUUUCCCUUCUCCUGACGAAAACUUCAAUAUGGCAUGGGUGUUUUACAUGCUCUUGGCACAAAGUGCAAUUUAUGCAACUGUCACUUGGUAUGUUGAAGCAGUGUUUCCUGGAGAGUUUGGAAUUCCCAAACCAUUUUAUUUCCCAUUCUUACUAUCCUAUUGGACAGGCCACCAUCAUCAGAAAAUUUGCGCUGUUAACCCACUAGAUAAGCGUGGGUGUCAGGAGAUGAACACAUUGGUGAUAACUGGGGCUGAUGAUGAUGGUGGGGUAAAAAGUUCUGAUGUUGAGGAGGAACCAGAGUUACCCAUAGGUGUAUCAAUCAAAGGCCUCAGGAAAGUUUUCAAGGGGUCCACUGGAUCCAAAGUUGCUGUGGAUGAACUUUCACUUAACAUUUUCAAAGGCCAGAUAACUGCUCUUCUGGGACACAAUGGAGCAGGAAAGACAACAACGAUAUCAAUGCUAACAGGCUUGUUCCCACCUUCCUCUGGCUCUGCGCACAUUGAUGGAAAGAGUAUUAUUACUGACAUGGAUGCUAUUCGAGACAGCCUGGGACUCUGCCCCCAACAUAAUGUACUGUUUGACCGUCUAACUGUAAAAGAACACCUUGACUUCUUUAUUAACUUAAAGGGCAAGUUUGGCCAAGAAGCCAGGCAGGAGGUGAGCCAGAUGAUAAGUGACAUCAAUCUUGUGGACAAGACCAACAGUCAGUCAUCCAAGCUAUCUGGAGGAAUGAAAAGGAAAUUAAGUUGUGCUAUAGCACUUAUUGGAGGCUCUGAAAUUGUCUUCUUGGAUGAGCCCACCUCAGGAAUGGACCCAUAUGCUAGAAGAGGGACAUGGGACCUUCUCUUGAAGCACAAAGCAGGAAGAACUAUUAUUCUGACCACACAUUUUAUGGAUGAAGCAGACUUACUUGGAGAUCGGAUUGCCAUAAUGGCUGAUGGACAAUUACGUUGUUGUGGUAGUUCUCUUUUUCUGAAGGGCAGGUAUGGUGUAGGAUAUCAUUUGACAUUAGUUAAAAAGGAAAGCUACGACCAAGAGGCGAUCACAAACCUUGUCAAGCGCCAUGUACCAACAGCAGAAAUAAUCAGUUGUGUUGGUGCAGAAAUCCAAUUUGUUCUCAGUAGUGAAAGUUCACAAAGCUUUGAGGCUCUCUUCUAUGAACUGGAAAAUAAACUGGAGGAAUAUGGAAUAACAAGUUUUGGCGUUUCUGUGACAACUCUAGAGGAGGUUUUCAUGAAAGUUGGAGAAGGUGCUGAGAAAACUCUACAGGACCUAGCUGUUGACCAAGAGCAUCUUGGGCAACAAUAUGCAUCAGCUUCAAAUCUCUUGGAGCCUGGGGCAGAGAAACAGGCAAUUGGAGAAUUAAAGACAGGUUUGAGCCUGAAGUGGCAGCAGUACAAGGCCAUGCUUAUUAAGAGAUUUCUGAACUCCAAACGUGAGAAAAAACUGGUUUUAACGCAGAUAAUUCUACCACUGUUGAUGGUGCUGCUUGGAUUGCUGCUCAUUAAGACUCUUCAGGAACCAAACACGGAUGAACCUCCACGUGUUUUAACGCUGUCCCAUCUUAGCAUUAAGGACGUUCCAAACACUGGGUUUUUUGCUGACUUCCGUUUGAACGCUUCUACCAGUGCAAAGAAAAAACUCUUUGAUGAAGCAAACAAAUAUCUGAAAGAAGUGAAGGUGGACUUGAAGGAUGUAGUCUCAGACGUGGAUGCCAUUAAGAAAGGUAACCAAGGAGACAACAUAUUGGUAAAAGGAGAAAAGUAUCUAUACAAAGAUGAAAGCCAGAAGGAAAAAUGCUGCAAUUACGAGUUCCUCAUUCUGAAUGCCAAGUGUCAGAAAGAUUUUAUUACAGGGAAGCUGUCUGCUGACUCUUGUAAAGAAAACGAAAACUUUGGUUAUAAUGUUUGUUCUGACUGCCUUCGAUCAAGUUCUACGCCAAGUAGCAGUACAGGCGGCUGUGUGAACACCUUGAGCUGUGAUCAGACCAAUCUGAAUGAGUCAAGCACUUUCUUUUUGGAAUAUGUGUUGGAAGAUAGCAACGAUGCUGAUUACUUCACCAAACAUGUCGUAGGGUUCACUUUUGUUUCAAGUAAAGAUGAUCCUGAUAAUGACGGAAAUAUGAAUACUACUUUGUGGUUCAGUAAUAGAGGCCUCCAUACGCUGCCAGCCUCUCUGAGUGCUCUGUUGAACUUUAUGCUUGCAUAUGAGAUGGGAGAUGACUCUUACUACAUUGAAACCGUAAAUCACCCACUGCCACUCACUCAAGAAGAACGGAAUCGGAGGAAUUCAGAUGACUUUAGUUCAUUCUUCCUGGCCAUACUUUUAGCUUUUGCUGUGGCUUUUCUCUGCGCCAGCUUUGUACCAUUUUUAGUCAAAGAGAGAAGCUCAAAGGCAAAACAUCUUCAGUUUGUGAGUGGAGUGGAUGCUGUUAGUUUUUGGCUGGCUACUUAUUCAUGGGAUUUCAUCAAUUAUUUGCUUCCUAUGGUUGGGAUAAUUAUAAUGUUUGCAGCCUUUCAAGUAGAUUCGUUGAAGAAUGAUUUGGGUGCUAUUGUUUUGUUACUGCUGCUCUUGGGAUUGUGUAUGCUGCCAUUUGUCUACCUGAUAUCAUUUAUGUUCAAGAACCCCCUCAUAGCCUAUGCCAUGACAGUUUUUCUUCUGUCCGUUGUGAGCCUGGCAUUUCUCAUCGCAGUAACCAUACUGAAAGGCAACGAGGAUACCAAAGAAAAAGCUGAUACAGUUCACUAUGUCAGCCUGUUCUUACCGACAUAUUCCCUGGCUGCUAGCAUCAUGGACAUCAGCCAAAACAAUCUUGUUAAGAAAUACUGCUCGCCAUCACCGUUCUUUCAGUGCCCUCCUACUAGUGCUACUCUAGGCUGGGACCGUCCUGGGGUGGGACAGGCUGCACUCUACAUGUUCCUUGAAGCUGUUGUUUUGUUUGUGUUCAUCAUUCUUGUUGAGAUGAAUUUUUUUAUUCGAGCAAAGAUAACGCUGUCUUCUGGAGAAUACAGCAAUCUCAGAAAACAAACCGAGGACGAAGAUGUGUUUAAUGAACGCAUGCGCGUUAACAACGAAAGUAGCAGUGAGAUUCAAUCUGAGGCUGUAGUGUUGAAAGACUUAACAAAGGUGUACCGUGGUGCCCACGUCACGGCAGUUGAUCACCUUUGUCUUGGAAUUCCUCGCGGAGAGUGUUUUGGGCUUCUUGGUAUUAAUGGUGCUGGGAAGACCACAACAUUCAGUAUGUUGACAGGAGAUCUGAGCAUCACUGAAGGGACUGCCUUCCUGGAUGGAUUCAACAUUCAGACACAUUUAAAGGAGGUUCAGCAAAGAAUUGGCUAUUGCCCUCAGUUUGAUGCUCUGCUUGAACGUUUAACCGGCCGUGAAAUGCUUACAAUGUAUGCUCGGCUUCGUGGAGUCCCUGAAUACAAAAUAAAGGAUAUAGUAACAGAUGCUAUUAACCUUCUUAAUCUGGCAAAGUGGGCUGAUUCCCUGUGUGGAAACUACAGUGGUGGCAACAAAAGAAAGCUGAGUACAGCCAUUGCCCUGGUUGGUAACCCGCCUAUUGUGUUCUUGGAUGAACCCACUACUGGCAUGGACCCAGUUGCUCGCCGUUUCUUGUGGAAUACUCUGACCGGGGUAAUGAAAGGAGGCCGCUCAAUUGUCCUCACAUCUCACAGCAUGGAAGAGUGCGAGGCUCUGUGUACAAGACUGGCGAUCAUGGUAAAUGGACAGUUUAAAUGUUUGGGAUCUACUCAGCAUCUCAAGAGCAGAUUUGGAACUGGAUACACCCUUAUGGUGAAGGUUGGUAGAGAAACCGUACCUGCGGAAGGUCAAGUCCAAGUAUUAGCCACAGAGACCAGUGGUAAUGUUCAACCAGUCAUGCCAGGUCCUCCAGCUCAGGUUCCUCUCCAGCCCCUGGUCUACUCAAAUCAAAUUGUUGAACAGGUCGAUGCUGACUCCAUAGGAAUGGAGUCUGUGAUGCAGUUUGUUACAUCCACCUUUACCGGAGCAAAGCUUAUGGACCAUCACAGUGGAAUUCUUCAUUACCAAAUCAACACAGAAGGUUUGAGUUGGUCUUACAUCUUUGGUCAGCUGGAGAGAAACAGAGCCGCUCUGAAUAUUGUGGACUACAGUGUCAGUCAAACCACACUUGAGCAGGUGUUUAUCAACUUUGCUAAAGAGCAGCAUGCUGAAGACCGCAGUGUAAUGAAGAAAAAGCGCUUUUGUUUUAAAUGCUGUUGAACAGAUCUUCCGGAUAUGAUUCAGUUGAAACACAAGUCAGGGAAUUUACUAUCUGGUCAGAGAAUAUCUAACUUUCUUGUCUAAGCCAGAAACUGUUAGGUUGCUGCAUUGUUCGAUCAGUGAAAGGUCAAGACACUUCAGUUUAAUAUAACUUCGUAAAGCUUCGGCUCAUCCGUUUGCCAUACAAAUGUAUUGGACAAAACAGUAUUAUAAUUCUCAGUUUCAACCUGUAGCUGUAAAUUUAGUAUGAUCUAAAUGUAGAUGUCGAUAGCAGUUUGAAGUUACUCGAGCCCACGAAGAUGUCGCUGUAACUGUAGCUCUGACUCUGGCUCUGGUUCUAGAUGUAGAUGAUAGUAAGUAAGAAAAGGUCUAUUUAAUGGCUAGCCCGAACUACCUUAAAAACACUAAUAAACCAGUGCCUUUUCUAGCAUUAAACACAAGGUAAGAAAUAGUAUAGCAAUGUCACUAUAUAAUGUAAGCAAAUUAAAGAUUUGAAUGUGCGUAUAAUUAUGAUACAGAGUAUAAUGAUUUAAAAGCUGUUGAUCUUAAAAAAUACUUUUCCAAAGAAAAUUUUAAACGCAUCGCGUGUGCUUUAAGAAGACGAAAUAGGAAGUAGAAAAAUAAGAACAGAUCGUGAUAUAUUAAAUUAGUUUAAUAAUAUUUUUAUUACUAAUAAGUUUAAUAGUAAGGAAAUUUAUAACCUAGUUAAAAGAGAAAUUGAAAAAAGAAAAAAACUUAAAAUUAGCAAACACUGGCUAUAGAUUUUUGUGAUUUCGUGUAUUUGAUUGGAUGUGCCAUCUUUUGACUAUUCGCGGAUAGUCACGACUCGAGCUUUUGUUAUACUCUGGACUAUAUUUUAAGUUAACAAAAGCAACAUAAUGUUUUAAGAUAUGUAUUUUGGUGCUACAUUGGAACCAGGAUAGUUCUCUUAAAGCAAUCAGAUCACAGUUUCUUUUCUCGGUGAGUGAUGAUCAUUACAGCUUGACAAUAGCAAUAGCAACAGCGCGAACCCGCAGGUAGCCUGGGCCAAUCUAGGCGGGCCACGUCUCUAUUUAUAUUAGACCAUUAAUACAUAAAUAAGAUUGUUAUGCAACUACUUAUAAAAGAAUUUACAAAACCGUUUAAUACAAGUACAUUUACAUAUUUUGAUUGACACUAGGAGCUAUGAUUUACUGGAGAUAAACUAAACUGUGGGUUGAAAUUAAUCAGGAACUGAAUUUAAGAACUUCAGUCAGGGUGUCGACUUCAACAUAGUCAUCCCUAUCUGAAAGAGUCUCAAAUAAAGAGCUUUGCCUCCUUUGCUACAGUCAUCGGUCGUUAUUUUAGGAAUUGUGAGCAGUUUUCUGUUGCCACGUGAAAACGCAUUUGAUGCUUGCUCUUGAUUCGAAAGUAGCGACCUCAAAUACAAGUUAAUUUGUGAUACAAAAAAAAUGGAUAUGAUAGAUCUAAGCUGAAGCAAAGUGAUCUGAUAGCUUUAGAUGGGCUGUUAUCUCAAAGGGAAUAUAUUACCCUGUUUGAUGUAAUAUAAUUUCUAUUCAACACUAUUUAAUCCUUUUCAACUAGCUACAAAUUCGUUACAUAAUUGUUUUACAUAGAUGAUCAUUUAAUUAAGUCCACAUGUGGCACGUGUAGUAGUUACCCGAAAGUAAUAAUGAAUAAUGAUUCGAAUUUAUGAUGCGUUAAUACAGAUAACUAGGAUGAACUAGUGCAUAACAAUUAAAAUUAAAUAAAACAAAUAAAAGAUACAUCUUUGAUGCUA